CGUGUAAGAGGAAUCCCCUUAGUUAACGCCUGCGCACUCUGCUCUCUGACUGCACUGGAUAUGAGGAACCGGUGUGUUGUUGGAGUUUUGACGUGGCACUAGAUUGAAUAACACAGGAUUCAUUGAAAAGCAUCCAGCAGAGCAACACAGACACACAGAUUUCCCAAAGUCUGCCUUUUGUAAUGAGAAAAUUCUAAAAUGAGUCAACAAGGUUACGUCGCGACUCCACCUUACUCUCAGGCUCAGCCGGGAAUUGGAGGCUACCCCUCUGGCUUUGGGUCAGCAUCUUCUCAACCUCUCUAUGGCCACUAUGGUGGAUCACCACAGAUGUUUGCUCCACCACAGCAAGGAGUGCUGAAACAAGUUGCCUCUGUUGGGUCUCCAGUCUCUGUCAUGCCUCCACCUCCUGGCCCAAACCAGUUUAGCCUGGGUAAUCAACAUAAUGGGUUUACUGCAGCAGGAGCUCAACCACAAAGGUUCCCUCCUACUACAGCAGUUGGUGGCCAGCCUCCACUUUCCCCAUAUGGGCAGCCUCCACCGACAACCUAUCAAAAUUCAGCCCCUCCCUUAUCUGCACAGCAGCUGACAAAUCAGAUGGGAGCCAUGCAAAUAAGUGGAUAUGGACCUGGAGCAAUGCAGGGUUCUCAACUACCUCCCAGUUUAGCAGCACAACCAUCAUUCCCACCUCCAGCAUCACAAUCAAUGGCACAUCCUCCUAUGCCUCCAGGAUCUCAUGCCCCACAAAUGACCCUGCUCUCCCCAAAAAUUGGCCCACCUACCAUGGGUACAAUGCCUCCAGGUCCCCCUGUUGGGAUGCAGAGUGGUUUUCCUGGACCCAAUCCAGUAAAUGCUGGUUUUCAGCAGCCUCCAGGACAAGUUUCUCCUCAUGGAUUCCCCCAACAGCCAGGUCCAUUCGGGGGGCAGAUGACAGGACCUCAGCCAGGCUUUCCUGGAGCUUUUCCAGGGGGCACAACACAAAUGGCUGGUCCUCAGCAGAAAAAACUGGAUCCUGACUCUAUUCCCAGCAUUACCCAAGUCAUUGAGGAUGAUAAAGUACGAAGAGGAGGACAGACCUACACCACAAACACCAGGGGGCAGGUUCCUCCCCUUGUGACCACAGAUUGUUUGGUUCAAGAUCAAGCUGAUCUUGCCAAACAAUGCCAUGUUCCUCUGGCAGCAGUCAUGAGGCCCUUAGCAACAGUUCCUCAAAACGAGACUCCUCUGUAUCUUGUAAACCAUGGAGAGACCGGGCCCAUAAGAUGUAAUCGCUGCAAGGCUUACAUGUGUCCGCUAAUGCAGUUUAUUGAUGGUGGUCGCAGAUACCAGUGUUCUUUCUGCAGCUGUGUCAACGAAGUACCGCCAUUCUAUUUCCAGCAUCUGGACCAUGUUGGCAGGAGAUUGGACUACUAUGAAAGGCCAGAGCUAUCACUAGGAUCGUACGAAUUUAUUGCCUCUUUGGAAUACUGCAAGAAUAACAGGCCUGCAAACCCUCCGGCUUUUAUCUUCAUGAUCGAUGUGUCAUACAGCAACAUUAAGAGUGGCCUGGUCAAAUUGAUAUGUGAGGAACUGAAAACAUUGCUGGAUAAACUUCCCAGGGAGGAGCAAGCAGAGAAGUCUGUAAUUAAAGUUGGAUUUGUUACCUACAACACGAUUCUCCACUUCUACAAUGUAAAGAGCAACCUGGCCCAGCCCCAGAUGUUGGUGGUCUCAGACGUGUCUGAGAUGUUUGUGCCUCUGCUUGAUGGCUUCCUUGUAGACUUUCAAGAAUCUCAAUCCGUUAUCAACAACCUGUUGGACCAGAUUCCAGAGAUGUUUGCUGACACCAAUGAGAGCGAGACUGUUUUUGCCCCUGUCAUCCAGGCUGGCAUGGAAGCAUUGAAGGCUGCAGAGUGCAGUGGCAAACUAUUCAUCUUCCAGUCAUCCAUUCCCACAGCUGAAGCACCUGGGAAACUGAAGAACAGGGAUGACAGGAAGCUGGUGAACACAGAGAAAGAGAAGAUCCUGUUCCAGCCCCAGAAGGGUGUUUAUGAGAGUCUGACCAAGGAGUGUGUGGCAAACAGCUGCUGUGUGGACCUGUUCCUUUUCCCUAGCCAGUUUGUGGAUGUGGCCACACUGGGUGACAUCCCAAUGCACACAGGAGGAGCCCUUUACAAAUACAACAACUUCCAGAUUCAGUCUGAUGGGGAACAUUUCUUGAAAGACCUAAGAAAAGAUGUUGAGAAAAAGAUAGGAUUUGAUGCAAUCAUGCGGGUCCGGACGAGCACAGGAUUCAGAGCAACUGACUUUUUUGGUGCCAUAUAUAUGAACAACACCACAGAUGUUGAGAUGGCAGCAGUGGACUGUGAUAAAGCAGUAACUGUGGAGUUCAAACAUGAUGACAAGCUCAGCGAGGAUACUGGAGCCUUAAUGCAGUGUGCUUUGCUGUACACAACUGUUGGUGGCCAAAGACGACUGCGUAUCCACAACCUGGGUCUGAAUUGCAGCUCCCAGCUUGCUGACCUAUAUAAGAGCUGUGAGACAGAUGCCCUUAUCAAUUUCUUUGCCAAAACAGCCUACAGAGCCAUGUUGAACCAGCCUCUGAAGACAGUGAGAGAGAUCCUGGUUAAUCAGACUGCACACAUGCUAGCGUGUUACAGGAAGCACUGUGCCAGCCCCUCCUCAGCCAGCCAGCUGAUUCUUCCAGAUGCUAUGAAAAUCUUUCCAGUCUACAUGAACUGCCUGAUGAAGAGCUAUCCUCUGGUCGGUAGCCCAGACAUUUCUAUAGAUGAAAGAGCUUAUCAGAGGCAGUUGGUGAUGUCCAUGGAUGUUGCUGAUUCCCAGGCUUUCUUCUACCCAAGACUUAUACCUGUUCACAACAUUGAUGUGAACAGCGAUGUGAUGCCCUCUGCUGUCCGAUGUUCAGAAGAGCGCCUGUCUGAGGGAGGAAUCUUCCUACUGGAGAAUGGCACGCAUAUGUUCCUGUGGCUGGGGCUGGCCUGCCCUCCAGAGGCCAUUCAAAGCCUCUUCAAUGUACCUUCAUUUGCACAUAUCAACACAGAGGCAACAACACUUCUAGAGCUGGACAACCCCUACUCGAAAAAGAUCAGGUCAAUUAUUGACGAAAUACAUCGCCAGAGGCCUCAUUCAAUGAAGCUGAUGAUUGUAAAGCAAAAAGACAAACCAGAAAUGAUUUUCAGACAGUUCCUGGUCGAAGACAAGAGCUUGUAUGGAGGAGCUUCCUACAUGGAUUUUCUGUGCUACGUUCAUAAAGAGAUCAGGCAACUACUCACCUAAAGAUACUGCCUCAACACAGUCCACUCAUCUCAGUCUGAAAACUGUGCCAUUCUAUUGGAUUCUGAUAAAGAAAAACGGCGGCUGUCAUUUAUCCAGCAAAGCAGAUACUCAUUUUAAGGGAGUUCAUUGGUUAUUGAAAAUGUAACCAAAAUAAUAUUUUAGAAUUUUUGUCUUGUCAACAUCAAGUGCUCUUAAAAUUCAUAUGUACAAAUCAGAUUGAUUACUGGUUUCUAAAUCUAUCUUAAUUCCUACCUAAUAUAGCGUCAUUAAACAAGUGUUUUAUUACCACUGGUGGGGGUAUUACAACCAGUGUUCAUCCCAGCAAAGUAAAUGUAUUUUUAAAUGUGCCAGUUGGAUUGUAUUAUUUAUUCAAAGCCCUAACAAUUUCAAGCUUUCACAAAAAUUUGUUUCAAUUCCAUUUUUAACAAAAAAAAAACAAACAAAAAAACAAAAA
Molecule: messenger RNA, 3727 nt
Organism: Acipenser ruthenus (sterlet)
Lineage: Eukaryota; Metazoa; Chordata; Actinopteri; Acipenseriformes; Acipenseridae
Product: protein transport protein Sec24D-like
Exons: 23
Coding region: 199-3273 (1024 amino acids)
Biological process (GO): intracellular protein transport; endoplasmic reticulum to Golgi vesicle-mediated transport; COPII-coated vesicle cargo loading
Cellular component (GO): COPII vesicle coat; endoplasmic reticulum exit site
Molecular function (GO): SNARE binding; zinc ion binding
Source: RefSeq, a predicted model, not a curated record